Molecule: messenger RNA, 5049 nt
Organism: Linnemannia hyalina
Lineage: Eukaryota; Fungi; Mortierellomycota; Mortierellomycetes; Mortierellales; Mortierellaceae
Source: the annotation of a GenBank genome assembly
AUGUUUCAGAGUGGGGCGUCAACACCGUCAACAACAAACAACGACCCGUAUCACCUCAAACGUAGCAUAUCCAGCGACGACGCCUCACGGUUAGGUGCUGGUACCGCUUAUCCAUCCUUUUCUUCCUCCUCCGGCUCUGGCUCAAAGACGGACCGAUCUACACCCAUCGUCGACGCACUCUCGAGCAGUGCAGAUAACCUCGACCUUAAUGAGACCAAGCGACGAAAGAUUCAAGAACAAGUGGAUGGUGAUCAUCAUCACCAAGAUCUGGCCAACGUCAUCGCCACCCAUCUUCCGGGUACUGAAGUCAGGACUACAAAUGGUCGUCACGGGCGCAAUGAUUCUGAUAACAACGGCACCGGAGCCAUCGAUAAUAAUAGCAGCACUUUGGAUUCAACAAGCCUCACCACCACCACCAUAACUACUACAUCCGUCGCCACCGCCAUCGCAACGGCUACUCACCCCACAGGAACGAGCAACAUGGAGAGACCAGCAAGGACAGUCCCCUCCCGUCGACCCAUUAAGCGGGUCAACUAUGCCGAUCCAGACGACUUUGAUCUCGAUGACGAGGAACAGGAUCGAUCGCCUAGUCGUGGAAGGGAAUCUACUCGUGCCAGUACUCGGAUCAGUACUAUUGGACAACAGCAACAAAAGCAACAACUGCCGUCGUCUUCGUCGUCACAGCAAAACCAGCAGCAGCAACAUCAUCGUAGGAGACGAGGCGAGAUCGAGGAAGAAGACGAGUAUGAAGAGCAACUCGUCGGAGAUGAAGGAGAUGAUGCUGUAGAGGACGAGGAAGAAGACUUCUCGGAUAACAGUCGGGAUGUCAAGGUCGAACCGGAACCUUCGAACUUUGGACGACGCACUCUUCGAGAUCGAAGCGCCAUCACGGCCCCCAAGCCCUUCCAUGUCAUCCACCCUACACCACCACCUGUCACGCGGACUAGCAGGAAUGCAUCUUCUCGACAGGAUAACAGACGGCAUUAUGACGAACGUGACAGCAACCACGACAACAGCCGGUACCGAGGUUCUUCCUCAUCCAACCUGCGCUCUUCUCUCUCAGCAAAACGACCUCACUCUUCAUUAGCAGCCUCACACCCUCCUCCCCCUCCUCGACCUAUCACGGAGAACAUGAGGAUCACGCGGGGCAUGACCGGAUCCCUGGUACAUGAUUCUUCCAACAGUCGGGAUGUUACUCCAGACCAACAGGCUCAUCACCGGCCUCUCAGAUCUAGCUCCCGGUUCCAUCGCUCCCUUUCAACCGAUGAAGAAAGGGAGCUGGAAACAGGCGAUGGAGCAACAGGCGGGGAAGGAGGCAACGGAGAAGAAGAAGAAGCACGGGAAGAUGAAGACGAGGAGAUGAUGGUUACCGAUGCUGCCGAGGACAGUCAACAAUCACCCUUUGUCGACCACCAGGACCCCAACAGCGGCCUCACCCGCAUGACUCGACUCCGUGCCCGUGUACAAUCUCAACCUGCGCGGAGUUCUCGACACGCAGCUCAACAAUCUUCGUUGCGCUCUAAAUCAGCACACUCUCAGUCGCGACAGGAUUCGGACCGAAAGUACGAUCUUCGAGAGCGGCCCAAGAACAGGCCUACCUACAUUCCAGACCGACCCGUCCCUUCGCCCACCCGCCCACGGACUUCGAGGAUGAACUUUGGUGGCAACAGUGGACGAGAUUCGUUCAUGAGGCCUCGUCAGAAUCGGUCUAGUCUUUUGGAGGCCCUGGCGCGCGCAGGCGAUUCUUCAGAGGAUGAUCGGGAUAUUUCGAGCGGUUUCAACAAACGCCGCUCAGGACCCUCGUCAGACUCGCGAGGAUCGUCGUCUCGUAUCUUGCCCAUGAACAUGCACGAGCUUGCAGAGUCCAGGAGAGAUGUCAUUGCUUCACGCGCUGGAGGACAGUUGGCCGAUACCGACCCCCUGGCUGUUGGCAAAAGUGUGGACUUUUCAAAAGUCGGCGGUUUAGACCAUCAUGUCAAGUCCCUCAAGGAGAUGGUCAUCCUCCCUUUACUCUACCCAGAAGUCUACUCUCGCUUCCAGAUGAUGCCUCCACGAGGAGUCCUCUUCCAUGGACCGCCCGGUACAGGAAAAACGCUCCUUGCACGUGCGCUGGCUUCCAGCUGUUCGACCGAAACUCAAAAGGUCGCGUUCUUUAUGCGCAAGGGUGCAGACUGUUUGAGCAAGUGGGUGGGAGAAGCAGAGAGGCAGUUGCGGUUGUUGUUUGAGGAGGCCAAGGCCUGGCAGCCGAGUAUUAUCUUUUUUGACGAGAUUGAUGGACUCUGUCCUGUUCGGUCGAGUAAACAGGAGCAGAUCCAUGCGUCGAUUGUCUCUACUAUGCUUGCUCUCAUGGACGGUCUCGAUGGUCGUGGACAGGUGAUUGUCAUUGGAGCGACAAACAGGAUCGACGCCAUCGACCCAGCACUCCGCCGACCUGGAAGAUUCGACCGCGAAUUCUACUUCCCCCUCCCCAACGAAGCCGCCCGCCGCGCCAUCAUCGACAUCAACACUUGUGGCUGGGUCCCCGCUCUCGACGAGGGCUUCAAAACCGAACUCGCCCGGAUCACCACCCGUUACUGUGGUGCUGAUAUCAAGGCUCUUUGUACAGAAGCAGCACUCAAGGCGAUUCGGAGACGGUACCCGCAGAUCUAUGAGAGCAAUGAGAAGCUGUUGAUUGAUACUUCGACCAUUGUGGUGGAAGAGGUCGAUAUGUUGAAAUCUGCAAAGGCCAUGGUCCCGGCGUCGUACCGUGUCACGGGCGCGACAGCUUCGCCGCUGCCGGUAAAUGUUAAGCCGCUGUUGCAGGGGCAGUUUGAGAGGAUCUGUAGGACCGUUGAUAGGCUGUUCCCGACCAAGGCAAAAACGAGCGGCACCAGCGCCAUUAAUGAGGAAGAGGAUGCAGAUGAUGCGGCGUUCCAGGCGAUGGGAUACAGGAGUUUUGAGAAACUCAAGACCUUCCGCCCGCGCGUCAUUAUUUCGGGGUCUCGUGGGAUGGGUCAACGCUACCUCGGUCCUGCACUCUUGCACCACCUCGAGGGUUGUACCGUUCAGCAGUUUGACCUUGCGGCGUUGAUGUCUGAAUCCAGUCGCACCCCCGAAGCAGCAUGUGUCCAGUUCUUUAUCGAGGUCAAGCGGCACGCGCCCAGUGUCAUCUAUAUCCCACAUAUUGACGUCUGGUGGACUGUUAUGUCUGACGCCGUCAAGGCGACAUUCUCGAACCUCCUCGAGGAUCUCAAUCCGGAGGACCGAAUCUUGUUCCUCGCGACCAGCGAGACACCUCUCAAGGAUCUUCCAGUCACUGUCCGGCGGUGGUUCGUCUCCAGCGUCAAGGGCCGUGUAGAACUCUCUAAACCAGAUCGAUCCAGCCGCGAAGCAUUCUUCGAAACCCUCGUCGUCGACCUCGCCCGCCCUCCCACCGACUUUCAACUCCAAUCUUCAACUCCCACAACCACCACCAUCGAACCCCUCAAAAAGGCACCCCCACCACAACCCCGCGUCCCAACAACCGAAGAAAAAAAACUCCUCAAAGAACACGACCAAUACGUCCUCCGCGAACUCCGAAUCUCCCUUCGCAGCAUCGUUGAAGAACUCUUCAAAGAACGUCGUUUCAAACCCUUCUUCCGUCCCGUCGAACCCGAAGAGUUUCCCGAUUAUUAUCAAAUCGUCAAGAAACCCAUGGACCUGACGACGAUGAAUGAUAAGGUGGACGAUCGGAUGUAUUUGGAGGUCAAGGAGUUUUUGGCAGAUGUGGAUCAGAUCUGUGAGAAUACCGCGUUGUAUAAUGAUAUCCAUGAUCCUAGCCGCAUCAUCUACAAAGCGCGAGCGUUCCAGGAUGUCGCACACGGGAUGAUAAGCAGACUCGACCCAGAACUGAUCAUCGAAUCCGAAAAGACCGCAGCCAGAGUCCGACAAGAACUCAAGUCCCUUCAAAAGACCCAAGGUGGACGAUCGUCUCGUCGCCAACUCGGUCUUGAAGCCGAGGCUGUUCCUGAUGACCCUGAAUUGUUCCUCCGCCUUAGUCAUCGGGCCUCUCACAACAACCACGGUGGUGCUAAUGGAGUCGCACGAGGAGGAACUACCGGAACUGGCGCAGAGGACGAUGACGAGGAAGAGGAAGAGGAGGAGGAGGUGAAUUUGAGUAGCAGGAGCGGAGGCAGGUUCUCGAAUCGGCCACGCGUCUUGAAGCAGGAGGAUUUGGAUCAGGAUUUGGAUGAUGAUAUGAGCGGGACUUCUUUGUCCAUGUCUUCUUCGACCACGUCCCUCAUCGCCUUUGAUUCAGACCCUGUUGAACCUACUACCAACAAUAGUGCCAGUGCAGAGGCUGCAACAACCGCGGUGGCGAAGAUUGAAGAGCAUGGACACAGAGAACUUUCAGCAACAGUAGUAGGAGCUGAUGACGUUCAUUUAGGCGAGCAGGAGAAGCACAGCAUGGACAUCGAUACUCUCCAGCCUCUUAAGAACGACAACGAUAAUGAUGCCAGCGCCAACGGUAUCGUGACAACCGCUUCAUCGUCGCUUCCUGUCGACCCUUCGACGACAGCAUCAACAUCGAGGGAAGAGAACCUUGUGGCUGCAGAUCAUGAUAUAGAGAUGACAAGUGACAACCACGCCGUCAAUGGCUCUUCCUCCACACUUGGAUCUCCUACCACCGCCACUACUACAGAACCAACACAACCAGUGGCAGUCGAAACCAUAGACGCCUCCGUAGCGGACCCAAUCAUCCCUGACCAAGAUCCCACCGCACCAGAACACCUGGACCUGGAACCCAUCAAAGAGCAAACCCCAACUCCACCCCCAGUCUUAAUCCUCGACCCCUCAGAAGUCACCCUUCUGCGCCAAGCCCUAGUUGACAAGACGGACACCAGCACGGUCGAAGAACUAGACCAGCUCCGCGCCGCGCUGUACGAGGACCUCUGGGAGCAUCGACUCCAAUGGGAUAAAGGUCCCAUGCUCAUGGAUAUGAACGAAACAGUGGAAUCGAUCACGGCGUUGCACAAGGAAACAGCGGAGGAUGUCCGAAACUAUAAUGCCGUCCUUCAAGAAAUCUACUAA